CGGACCUUUGGCCACCGCCGGCCACCCCUCAGUGGCCAUGGCGGUGCUGCUGGGGCUGCUCCCGGCCGCGCUGGCCGGGCUGGCCCUGCUCGCCGCGCUGCUCGCCCCGCCGUUCCUCUGGGACGACCUGGUGGCCUUUGUCACCAUGGCCAGGUCGGCGCUGCGCUGCCGCCGCCGCUUCGCCCGCAGCCCCCCCGAGACCCUCCUGGACGUGUUCCUGCUCCACGCGCGGAGGCGGCCGCGGCAGCCGCUGCUCCGCUUCCAGGACGAGCUUUACACCUACGAGGACGCGGAUCUCAGGAGCAACCGGGCGGCCUGGGCGCUGCAGCGGCGCCUGGGGCUCAGCCCCGGCGCCACGGUGGCCGUGUUCCUGCCCAACUCGCCCACCUACCUGUGGACGUGGCUGGCGCUGGCCAAGCUGGGCUGUGCCAUGGCUUGUGUGAACAGCAACGCGCGGGGACGGGCACUGCGGCACGCGCUGGAGGCCGCCGGGGCCACCCAGGUGCUCGCCAGCCCCGAGCUCCGGGUGGCCGUGGAGGAGGUUCUCCCGGACCUGCAGCGCUCCGGGAUCCACGUGUUCUACCUGAGCGCCUCGUCACCCACCCCAGGGGUCCCGGCCCUGCUCCCCGACAUCGAGGUGGCCCCCGCGGACCCUCUGCCCGCCCAGCACCGCGCCGGCAUCACCGCCACCUCCAAGGCCAUGUACAUCUACACCUCCGGCACCACCGGGCUCCCCAAGGCCGCGGUGGUGACGGAGCUGAAGCUGAUGAUGGUCGCCAGCCUGGCCUGCAUGUGUGGGCUGCGCCGCGACGACGUCGUGUACACGACGCUGCCCCUCUACCACUCGGCCGGGCUGCUCGUCGGCCUCGGCGGCUGCCUCAACAUCGGAGCCACGUGUGUCCUGAGGAGCAAGUUCUCGGCCUCCCAGUUCUGGGCCGACUGUCGGCGGUACAACGUCACCGUCAUCCAGUACGUGGGGGAGCUCAUGCGCUACCUGUGCAACACGCCCCCGCGCCCUGACGACCGGGAGCACGGGGUGCGCAUGGCCCUGGGCAACGGGAUGAGGGCGGAGGUGUGGAAGGAAUUCCUGCGGCGCUUCGGGCCCGUGUCCAUCCGGGAAUUCUACGGGGCCACCGAGGGCAACGCCGGCUUGAUCAACUACACUGGCAAGGUCGGGGCCGUGGGCAGGGCCAACGUGUUCCUCAAGUUCUUCACACCCUUCGAGCUGAUCAAGUACGACGUGGCCGCAGAAAAGCCCGUGAGGGACGAGCGCGGGCUCUGCAUCCCCCUCGGGCCCGGCGAGACGGGGCUGCUGGUGGUGAAGAUCACGCGGCACGCGCCGUUCCACGGCUACGCCGGCGACGCCCGCAAGACGGAGCAGAAGGUCCUGCGGGACGUCCUGGCCAAGGGCGACGCCUUCUUCAACAGCGGCGACCUGCUGCUCAUGGACCGUCAGGGCUUCCUCUACUUCCAGGACCGCGUCGGGGACACCUUCCGGUGGAAAGGGGAGAACGUGGCCACGACAGAGGUGGAGGCCACGCUGGCCACAGUUGAGUUCAUCCAAGAGGUCAACGUCUACGGCGUGGCCGUGCCCGGGUGUGAGGGCCGCUGUGGCAUGGCCGCCGUGCGCCUCAAGGACGGGGCCACCUUCGACGGGGACGCCCUGUACGCCUUCACGCGGGACACGCUGCCCUCCUACGCCGCCCCUCGCUUUGUCAGGAUCCAGGACGCCCUGGAGAUCACGGGCACCUUCAAGCAGUCCAAGAGCAACCUGGUCCGGGAGGGCUUCGACCCCCAGCUGGUCCGGGAUCCGCUGUUCUUCCGCGACGAUUCCCGGCGAUCCUACGUCCCGCUGACCCCGGACACCUUCGCUGCCAUCCAGGACAUGAGGCUCAGUCUGUAGCGGCCUCGGGCUAAUUAACGAGGCUAAUUAGGGGCUAAUCAGGCACUGUGGGCUGGGCUGGGGGGUUAUCCCGGCCCGGCCUGUCUGUGACGUGGAAAUUAAACCCUUAAUUCCCACUU
This is a messenger RNA of Chiroxiphia lanceolata (lance-tailed manakin), 2022 nucleotides long. It is a transcript of the gene SLC27A5, whose product is annotated as solute carrier family 27 member 5. Gene Ontology annotation, cellular component: endoplasmic reticulum. Gene Ontology annotation, molecular function: long-chain fatty acid transmembrane transporter activity; long-chain fatty acid-CoA ligase activity. The record is from RefSeq and is a predicted model, not a curated record. NCBI's taxonomy places the organism in Eukaryota, Metazoa, Chordata, Aves, Passeriformes, Pipridae. Bases 38 to 1903 code for a protein of 621 amino acids. The transcript has 10 exons.